AGGGCAGCUUGAACAGCUUCAGUUCUUUUCGGUUCUACCCUCUCGCAUAUUCGUAAAACGUCGCGUACACAUUGUGGCCUCAGCCCUGCUUAAUCGCGACCAACCGAUUCAGAAGAUGAGCUUCCAACCAUGUUCAGAGGGAGGCAAUGACGUGGAGUCACCUACCCGCCUCAAUGAAACCCAUUCAGACGAACCUCGGCCUGAGAAACGCAAACGCACCAGCAAAGACGAUGCCCAAGGACCUUCGUGCUCAUUAUGUCGCAAGAGAAAGGCAAGGUGCUCACGAGAUCAACCAUGCGGCACAUGUAUCAAGCUCGGUGCCGAAUGCCUAUACGACCAGGAAAAGUCAAAGCCAGGCAUGCGAGCCGGGGCUAUUGAGACCUUGACCCAGCGCGUAGCGACUCUGGAAAAUAUGUUUGUUGGCCAAGGUGUCCUCUGGCAGCAGAUCUGGAACAGUAUCAACCAACAAAAUAACCAAGAGUAUGGACGAAAACCCGACUCUCAUCCAGAAAUGUCCAUCCAGCAGAUGGCAUCUGAUGUCCGAAGACAUCUUAGUGAAUUACCAUUGUCGGAAAUCGUUCAACAAGCGGAUCCAGUAAUAGCAGGAAUUCAACAAAAUGGCACGUUCGAUACACCACAUACGCAUCGGCCGAGGAAUACUUCCAGUCUUGAACACCAGGUUAAGCUAGGGACUCUCCCUCCAGACGACCUAGUGGACUCCAUGGUCGACAUCUACUUCAGUCAGAUCCACCCGUGGAUACCGAUGUUGCAUGCCCCAACAUUUCGGGGGUACCUGUCUAAUCCUUCAGGAAGAGCGCGAGUGUCGACAAUACUCCACGCUAUAGUAUCGCUAUGCGUACGAUUCUCAGACGACCCACGGCUACGGAACGCUCCAGAACUUCGUGCUCAAUAUUCGACCAGCUGCCGCCAGACGGUCAUACUUGCGAGUAUGGAGUCCUUUUCGGUUGAGAACUUGCAAGCGAUGACUAUCUGUGCGUUUGACAUUAUUGGGAGCGGUAGAGGUCCCUCGGCGUGGUCCAUAGUUGGCAGCAUGUCGAGAACGGUCGAACAGCUACGCCUCAGCACUGAGGAAGAGGAGACCCAGUCACGCCAGUCAAGGUCCAAGGCCCUGAUCGAAAGAGUGGCGUUUCUGCCCCCGGCGACAACUUGGGCUGAAUUGGAAGAGCGGCGCCGCAUCUUCUGGAAUGUUUUUCUCAUGGACCGCUUCUGCAGUAUCUGCACUGGAUGGAACUUCUCCUUGACCAGUGCUGAUGUCACGAGGAGGCUCCCUUGCGAGGGCGCUAUAUGGGAGACUGGAGAACCAAGUCAGACACCUACUCCGUACUUUGGAAUCUCGACUCGAUCCCACGACCGCGAGAAAGAUUAUUUGCCUGCCACUCGCGAUACUGAAGAUGGGCAGGCUUCUCUGGGAGGCUUCGCGUUUUGUAUAGAGGCGACCGAGAGUCUGAGCCUUGUCACGUCAUUCUUUCUUCAAUACAGAGUUGAUUUCAAGGAGGUCCACGAAGUACAGAGAUGGCUUAUGAGAUUCAAGCAGUUGGAUCUACGGCUCGUACAAUGGAAAUUCUUUCUGCCUGAGAAAUGGCGCAAGGCUUGCCAAUUUAACAAUGACGGCAACUUGGAUCCCAAUCUAGUCCUUGCGCACAUAGCACACAACACUGCAGUUGUCCUUCUACACCAGGGCUUGGCAUAUCCACCGGCAGAAUGGCAGUCUCUUCCUGUCAGACUGCCUUCUGCUUCUAGUGCAGAGACUUGCCAGGUCGCGGCUGACGAGGUUGCCACAAUCGCUGAGCAAUUCCUUGGUCACUCACAUAUACUUAUUAGUCCGCAGUUUUCUUUCUGUCUUUUUGUGUGCGGCAAGAUGCUGCUGACUCACGCCGCAUAUUACCAGUCCACUCUAACUUCAUCCUUUGACUCCAUUAUAUCAAGCCUCGAAGAGAUAUCUCGUAGGUGGAACGGGGACCAGCCUCCAGCCCGGGCCAAUCUGGCUUCCAAAUUCUGCUCGCGCCUUAGGAAGGCUCGUGUUGAUGGCUCUGGCGCGGUCGACAUCCGAGAAGCUUUCUCCGAGAAACCCUCAUCAAGAAGUUCGGGCCUCGAUUUUCGUAACACGGUGCUUAUACCGACGAGCACUUCAACUGAGGCAACGAUGCCAGGCGCGCUGGACGAAGAGAUCGGCCUUCAUAGUACUCAGACCGAGUCGCCCGAGAGCAUUUCUUUGGCUUUCCCACCACUUCCGCUAUCGUUUCAGAUCAGCAAUGCUACUCACGAUUCAAUCUUCAACGCGCCGGCAAAGUCAGACAACAACAUCGCAGAAGUGGUCAAUACAGACAUGAAUAUCGCCGCAAAUUGCUUGGAUUUCUAUGAUCUCUCAGAGCAGACGUUUCUUCCAUCAGAUCGCGUAAGUAUGCUGAGUCGUGCCAUGGAUGACUUAUCGCGCCGGCUUGAAGAGUUUGGCCCUUCCAUUCGAGAGCUGAUGAAGCUCGGCGGCACACCAGGCUUGAGUCUCUCGGUAGCGACAAAGAACCAGCCUGUUUAUCAUGCAAACUACGGCGUGCGUGACCUGGAGGCCGGACUUCCUGUCACACAAGACUCGAUAUUCCCAGUAUGCUCACUCGCCAAAGGCGUGUCAGCAGCGGCCAUGGGCAUAUUGGUGGAUGAGGGCACGGCAUCGUGGCAGAUGCUUGUUAAAGACGCAACACCCUCUUUCCAUCCAAAUAACAGUCAUCUCCAUAACAACACAACACUGGCCGACCUCUACAGUCACCGCAGUGGCAUGUCCUCAUGCGGAAACCUAGUUGGUGGUUGUGAGGGUAACAUCUUGAUCGGCAAGGACGACUGCAUGCGGGUCGUCAACCACCAGACUCUGGUCCCUGCGCAGCUCGGUUCAUUCAUGUACAAUAGCACUGCAUAUGAUGCUUGCGACGAGGCUUUCAGAAGCCUCAGCGGCGCCUCUCUGGAUGACUUCCUCCAGCGGAAGGUCUUCGACGAGCUAGGCUUACGAAGGACCUUCAUGAAGCCCCCGCCCACCGACAUGGACAACGUGACCAAGUCAUACAACGCUCUGGAUGAUGGCACACCAUGGUGCAUACCGGGACCCAAGCUGGGCGAGGACGGUAUCGCCUGCGGAUCUGGUGGGCUCUGGUCUUGCGCUGCUGACUUGAUCAAGCUCUAUGCGCACUUCGUCCAGAGUUUCAACCAUGAGUGUCAAACAGGCCAAACCUCUACACCUCGUUCACCGCUGAAGCAGGUAUCAAAGCUCAUGUCUGCUCAUGUGCCGAUGCUCGAGACUGGGUUGGGAGAAGUGUCUUACGGACUGGGAUGGGCCCGCGUGCAGCUACCAAACACCUUGGGACAUAUUGGCCUGAACGGCCGGCUGAUGCCACAUGGUAUGCCGGUUAUCGGAAAAGGAGUACAUGACGAACUGAUAUUUUAUCAUCAAGGCACGCUCCCAGGCGCUCUUGCGGUUGUUAUACUGAUACCCCGUACGGAAAGUGUCGUGUUGGUCAUGAGUAACUGUCUGUCGCUUACUGAUGUACCUGAUUGGGUAUCACAAAUGGUACUUGAAGAAAUCCUGGGCAUCCCGCUCAAGGAUCGCAUCGACUUUAUUGCAUACGCGAAGACGUCCAUUGCUAUCAACUUGGGAUGGCAUGACCGUAUUGUCCAAGGUCUCGUGCAGGGCCAACCGCAAGCCAUCAGACCUCACAAACUGUUGGAGUCAUACGUAGGGACAUAUGUCGAUGAGAGCCGUGUGUUCAGCGUCGUGGUCACUCUGAAAGAGGGAGUGCUGUUUUGGGCAUUCCAGGGAUUGGAUUCAGAAAGGUACAAGCUGACGCAUUACGACGGGGAUACAUUUACGUGGUUGCAACCACGAAACGACUUGUCGCGCCGCGGUAGAUGGGUAUUGGGAAAUGAUAACGAUCCGUCGUUCUGGAAGAUAGAGUUCGGUGUCGAUAGACAUGGUAGCGUAAACAGAGUGCUCUGGCGCCACGACGCCUCGCUUGAUCCCAUUGUCUAUUCACGAUAGUGGUAAACAAUGGCUUCUAUUGGUAUGUACAUUCUAUGUGCAAUCUCUUUCAUAGCCUGCUCUAAGAAUUGAAGUGAUAUUAAGCUACCAGCGCUAUCAGGUAUCCAACGUACAAUCUGCGGCCUAUGAUGAUGUUCCAUCCACCCCGGAUACUCAAUCUGAGAUUGUGGAAUGUAGCAGACAUAGAAUGAUGCAAG
Molecule: messenger RNA, 4239 nt
Organism: Fusarium redolens
Lineage: Eukaryota; Fungi; Ascomycota; Sordariomycetes; Hypocreales; Nectriaceae
Exons: 5
Coding region: 116-4042 (1308 amino acids)
Biological process (GO): DNA-templated transcription; regulation of DNA-templated transcription
Cellular component (GO): nucleus
Molecular function (GO): DNA binding; zinc ion binding; DNA-binding transcription factor activity, RNA polymerase II-specific
Source: RefSeq, a predicted model, not a curated record